Peronospora matthiolae is the source of this 381-nucleotide messenger RNA. NCBI's taxonomy places the organism in Eukaryota, Oomycota, Peronosporomycetes, Peronosporales, Peronosporaceae. The record is from the annotation of a GenBank genome assembly.
AUGGUCAAUACCAUCUCAUUCGCCGCGCUUGUGUUUGCCACGACUGCCGCCGUGACUUCGGGAGCUUCCAUGCGAGCCGAGGCAGCUCCAAUGCCGGAUGGCUCAUGGCCCACUAGUCAGGGCAAUGAAUACCUCUCAGCGCCCUACACGGUCAAGAGAGGCGAGGUCUUCGAUGGAAAGAUGAAGACGUUCCAGCGGUCAAACGUCAAGUGCCGUGGACAGGCGGAGAGUGGAUGGCAAACUGCCGUGUUCGUUAUCCAGGCCGGCGGUACACUCAAGAACGUGAUCAUCGGUACGGAUCAAAUGGAGGGGUGCACUGCGAGCAUGGUGAUUGCCUUGUCCAGAACGUGUGGUGGAAUGACGUGUGCGAGGAUGCGCUGA